AGAGACACAGAACGCAGUUGUAACAUCGUGCACAACAGUUUACCUGUACGUCCGUUGCUCUAAUUUUAGACCGUGCGUGAUCCGGUCCGGCACCAGGGAAGUGCACAACAAAUUGGAGAAAAAUCGGAGAGCGCAUUUGAAAGAAUGCUUCGAGCUGCUGAAGAGGCAGCUGCCGUCCCAAGAGGAGAAAAAAUCGUCGAAUCUUUCGAUCCUCCACGCCGCAAUUAGGCAUAUACAGACGCUAAGAAAGAAGGAACGGGAAUACGAGCACGAGAUGGAGAGGCUCGCCAGGGAGAAGAUCGCUGCUCAACAAAGAUUAUUAGCUCUGAAAAAAGAACUCGCUGCUACCUGGGAUCACAUUGAUUUUAAUACUCUUUUACCGGAACAGAAUUCGGUGGCCGACGUGACAGCCACGAGAAGCGUUUCAGAGACCAUGGAAGUCGAUGUGACCGGACUGGCUCGGGGCGGCACCAGGUACAGCAGUACCAGCAGUCUGAGCAGUGCGGCUACGGCUAGUUCGCCCCAAACCCUUCAGAACACCAGCACGACUUCGAACAUCCACAAUCAGGUCGCCACCGCGGCUGUUGUCUGUCAGACGCAGGGUAUGAACCUCGCGUCUAACUCUAGGGAGAGUCCACCCGCGAGUUCGAGUCCCGGAACGCCCGCACCUAGCAUUCCCACACCGGCUCAGGAGAAAGUCACCAGUUCGCCAACGGGCAUAGUGCAACAACAGCCGCACCAGCUGCACUUGCCGAUCAGCGCUCAAAUACUGAAUACAACCCAGGGUCUCCCUACGAUCGUCCCGACGCUCCAGCACAUCGGCCCGAGCCUGAGGGUGAUACCCGGCGACACUAGGCAGCUUCUGGUCACUCACACCGGCGGUAACAGUGAGUCGAGGCCGCUUACGUUGGCCGUACAGAACUCGACGGAUCAAUCGAGGCCGCUGAUCGCCGUGCAAUCGAACACUGGAAGCGAGCCAAGGCCCGUGGCGUUGGUCGUUCACUCGUCCACGGCCAACGACAACCGAGUUACGUUCGUGCAUUCGAACCUGUCGAACAACGACAGGCCGUUGGCUUUAGCCGUACAGUCGACCGCCAACGACGUCAGGCCGGUUACGUUCGUCCACUCGACGAACGAGGGUAGGCCGUUGGUCCUCGCCGCGCAUUCCCCUGCGCUCAACGUAUCCAAUGCUCAAACGAGGAUAAGGACAGGGGACGCGCAGAGUACGCAUAAAAUGGUCGGUGGCGUGACGCUGGUAGGCGGAAACGGAUCGGAGCUGACCAGACUUCCCGGUGGCGCUGAAUUGAACAUACUCCCGGCUAAUGGAUUGACGUUGGGCCACGCAGGAGUGUCGCUUCAAACUACAACAGGUAAACCGGGCUCGACGGUGAUGCAAAACGCUCCGUCCACAGAUGGCAUAGCCCACAUCGUCGGCUCGCACACGCCCCUCUCGGGGCUGACGCCGAUCGUCACCCCGAUGACCGUCGUCUCUCAGGGGAACCAAGUGACCGCUCACAUCCUGGCGCCGUCGAACCUCGCGGGGAAGAUGAUCACCACUCCUAUACUGAAGUCCGUGGCGCAGAUGCCGAUCGUCAACGCUCAGUAUAUAAACACGACCACGUUGGUGAAGCCCGUGGUGGUUGUCAGUUCGCCGUCGACGUCGACGCCGCAGUCGACAACCGCCUCCAGCACGCAGCCCUCCUCGACGACUCACUCGACCGUCUGACAGAAUCGAAAGAAAGCAAAGCUGGCUUGAGAAACGGCUACCAUCGGGUGUAUCGAAGCACGGGGCCACGGAGAUCGCCUUAGGUCGGUGUCCGAUCGACGCGUGUUCGCGUUCAGUUGUUCCCUGGGUACGGCGUCUGUACACGUGCGACUCGUCGCGUACCUUGGGAGGUACGACGUCACGGAAAACACUGAAACCGGUCCGUCGUGCUAUUUCCCGACAUCGAAGAAGAAUUUCCUAUUUAAAAAAAGGAGAAGCAAAAACACUUGGUUUGCGUUCCUUCGUGUUUUUUAACGCUCUUCCAAAGAACGAGCCGACUGAGAUCCGCGAGGGAGGAACAAGUCCGUUCCUCGGAUUCACGCGAUUCUGUCAUGGUACCUCAGAUGCCUCGGAGAAGGAAGUACUUAGAGAGACGGGAAGGCAGCUUAUGACGGAGGGAACAAGAUUUUCUCCCUGAGUCGUCCAGAAGCAGCGGAAACGACGCCUGGUUUCUCGACGUAAGAGCAGUUUCAUUGCUAAAAUUUUCCGUGUCCAAAGUUUCUCGGACGAUCAACUUUUCAAUCGUUCGAUCGAGAAACAAGAAAGUGGAACAACGCCUGCGUGAUUGUUCGUAAUUUACGUUGAAUCGAAUGUUAAGACGUUUUUUUUUUGGAAGAAUCGAUGGAAAUUUGUAUAUGUUGUUGAAUAUAGUAUUACGUAAUGAAUUCCAGUGACAGAGGAAACGGUUCGAUAACAACAGAAAUAAUUUUUAAAUCGCUUGGCCGUAAAAGAUAAGUGAAAGGGUUUAUACGUACUGUUUCUUUUUCCUUCUGGUACCUCGUCGCAAUCGAAGAAGUCCAGCGAAGAAGGAACUGAAACGCGCCUUUGUUCGUCGGGGCAGCGACGUUUAACUUAAAUCAAUUGUACGAUAUAUAUAAAGAUCGGUUGAGAUGUCUGAAAUUUAAUUGGGCAAAACUUGAAAUCGGGUGAAUGACGGAGAACGUGCUUGCGCUUUUAAAUUUAAUCGACUAUACAUAUAUAUAUUUAUAUUAUGUAUACAGGGUGGGGGCAAUAACUGUGUCCACCGUGAAUAUCUCCGUUAAUUUUUGCAUAUCUCUAAAAAUAACGGAGAUAUUCAGGGUGGACAUAAUUAGUGCCCCACCCUGUAUACAUAUAUCUAUAUAUAUAUAUAUACUAAAUAGUGGCUGUGGAGAAACGACUCAUCGUUUACAUUUGUAAUUUACUUUCGGAAUUUAAGGUGAAUGAAAACUUCCAUCCUGACCAAGUUUUUCUUUCUCUCUCUUCUCUUUUUUUUUUUAAUUAAUGUAUAAAAUGUGCUCAAGUAUUUAUUCGUUUCUAUUUAUUGUACAAUAUGAGAAAUGUGUGCAAACACCUGAGCAUGGUAAACGUUUUUUUUCCGUCUUGAUUUAUUAAUUUCGAUAGAAUUUAUCUGGUUUAAGAGGAUUAUUUUUUGCGAGGAAACGGAAAGAAUGAGAAUAAAAAUGAUUGCAUGAAAUGCAUACGUUUCUUUUUUUUUUUUAAUGAUUUAAUAGUUCGGUUUAUGAAAUGCCUCUGGUCUCUGAUAGCCGGGGGCGUCGUAUUUUUUUUGCAUAAUAUUUUGCAGAUCGGGAGAGAGAAACGCUUCCGGUUUGCGGCAGGGAAGCUACACGAUCAGGAUUAUUAUAUAGAUAUAAUCGUUUACCGUACUACUUUUUAUAUUAGCUGCGUUUUAAAUUAAUUUGCGUUUCACCUUGCAAUACCAAGUUCUUUCUCGAACCAUUAAUUCGUCAUACUCAACGCGAGGCCGUUAACAGGCGGUGUGUUCAGAGGUGGAACUGAACAGAAAUUUCUACCAUUUCGAUUUAUCGUUGUUAAUAGAAUCGCGAAAGUACAAACAGAAAGCUCUCUCUUGUUCGCAAAUAUUUUAGAUUUAAUUUCUCUGGCAUUAAAAUAUUUUUCAAAAUUUCUGGCUAGUCAACAAUUGCAUAUUUUUAA
Ceratina calcarata is the source of this 3700-nucleotide messenger RNA. RefSeq names its product max-binding protein MNT. The transcript is spliced from 6 exons. Gene Ontology annotation, biological process: regulation of transcription by RNA polymerase II. The record is from RefSeq and is a predicted model, not a curated record. Gene Ontology annotation, molecular function: DNA-binding transcription factor activity, RNA polymerase II-specific; protein dimerization activity; RNA polymerase II cis-regulatory region sequence-specific DNA binding. NCBI's taxonomy places the organism in Eukaryota, Metazoa, Arthropoda, Insecta, Hymenoptera, Apidae. The annotation marks the transcript as partial.